Molecule: messenger RNA, 2013 nt
Organism: Octopus sinensis (East Asian common octopus)
Lineage: Eukaryota; Metazoa; Mollusca; Cephalopoda; Octopoda; Octopodidae
Exons: 3
Coding region: 15-1022 (335 amino acids)
Source: RefSeq, a predicted model, not a curated record
UGAGGUGGGGUGGGAUGGUUGUUUGGUGUUUAAAAGCAAGGGAAGUAACUCCCAUCUUCCUAUUGACGUUCGUUUCAUCUGGAAGUGAGGAGUUGACAUCUUUCUAUGUCGCGAUGCCUCCGUCGGCAAUUAGACGAUUGUUAAGGUCCUACCCAUCCUUAAAUCUUCGGAUCAAUGUGAACAGACAACGUAACCAUGUCGAUGUUGUUCUACCAGGCCUUCGCUAUGAUGACCUUGAUAAUGCAGGUCUCCCAGAUGUUUGGAGAAUCUAUGACAUGAUCAGUCGGGUGGAAUUUGCAUCGUUCUUUCACCACGAAUCGUCUUUUCUCGACUACAAAUCUCUGCUUGAGAACAACAUCACCACAAUUACAAAAGCCGUGCGUAUGGACAUCCGAAGCGGAUUUUUCGAAACCACGACUCCCAAAGCGCCGCUAGGGAUCUCACUGAAACUAUCGCACAUCAAUGACAACUCAUUAAUGACUACAUGUGGGAUGAUCUGUGGCGGUAAAAUGAAGCCAUCAAUUAUAGUGAAGAAUGUACAUGCCGUUGUGAAGGCAGACACAUCUAAGAGCUGCAACUUACCUGACUGGUGGCUUAUGAAACAUAAGAAAAACCUCACUGAGCCUGUGAAGCCCUACCUUAUAAAACCUCAAGCGGUACCAGCCGAAACGCACAAUCAUGUUUUCACAGUUCCCCUUACAGAUGUCGACGCCCUCAGUAGAACAAGAUGUUCUUCCUAUGUGCGUUAUUUCGCAGAAAAUGCCAGCAUUGCUUCCUUAAAAGACUUCUAUCCACAGAUAUCGACAAAGUUUCAUAAUUACUGCAUUAGUCGAAUGUCUAUGUUGUACUUUGGUCCGACAACCUGGGGAGAUGUUUUGGUGUCUAAGACCUGGGAGGAUGCGAUGAAUCCUUACACUUUGCAUUGUAGUAUCAGUAAAGACAGCUUGUUACAGUGGUAUGGCUGUUUCGAGUUUCAUCCAGAAAUCUUUGGUCUUGAAGACGAUGCUGAAAACAUUAGUUAGUGUGUACUUGUGUAUGUGUAAUGUGUGUUUGUAUGUGUGCAUAUAUAGGUGUAUGUGUGUGAGUGUAUUUAUAUAUAAUUGUUGUGAGUGUAUGGUGUUUUUGAAGUUCCACCUAUGAGAAUUCUAUUCAUUGAAAACAGAUUAUUUUUUAAAAUUUGCUAAAAGACAAAAAGAAAAAAUUAAAGCAAUUGUAAAGUAAUAAAAUCACACUUUUGAGUAAUUAUCAUUCUAAAUUUUCUAUUUUGUUCUGAGAAUUUGGAUUGCUUUAGAGCAACAGUUUGUUCUAAGUUAGGGUACCUUUUAGUAAUACAACACCUAGUAUAUAUGAAUUUGGUUGUAUGUUAAAGAUGAUCUCAAACCAUUGCUAAAACCACAUUGUUUGUUAUUGGACUUUGCAAGACACUCUAGAUUCCAGUGUUCUAUAAGAAUAGCUGCUUUACCUCUUCUGCACUUGGCUCUCUUUCUCCUUUAUAAACAUCAACAGAAGUAUUUAAAAAACAAAUGGAGAAUAUUGGAGGUUGGUAGAAAUGUCAAAGCUUUAAAAUAUUUCAUCUUAAGAAUGAAUUCUGAAACCUUACUGUACUUUCCUACCAGUUUUCUAUGUUUUUUCUCCAAGAUUAUUCAAAGCAAAACAGCCAACCAGAAAUAGAUGAAUUUGGAAAUAUAAGUGCGACAGCAUUGUGUAUUGCUUUUUAGAAAUCUUUGCUGUCUGCAGGACAAAUAUUUGGACAAAAAUCAAGAGUUGUGGCUAAAACGGCUGAAAAUUUCCAUGUAUAUUUGGCUGCAGAGACGGGCCUUUAAUUAUAUUAUUUCGAAAGAAAAAUAUCAUUAGUUCAAAGCUCUAGCGAAAAUUUAAAUGUUUCAUCACACAGCCCAGACCUAUUUUAACUGAUUCACUGCCAACCAAAUUCUAUUCCUAGUUUAAAUUUCCAAUCAGUUACUGAUAUAAAAAUCAAAUGCUUAAAAAAAUAGCAAACUAUCCUAAAAACAA